This is a messenger RNA of Dipodomys ordii (Ord's kangaroo rat), 3765 nucleotides long. RefSeq names its product E2F transcription factor 2 (gene E2f2). Gene Ontology annotation, cellular component: RNA polymerase II transcription regulator complex. Gene Ontology annotation, biological process: regulation of transcription by RNA polymerase II. Lineage: Eukaryota; Metazoa; Chordata; Mammalia; Rodentia; Heteromyidae. The record is from RefSeq and is a predicted model, not a curated record. Bases 14 to 985 code for a protein of 323 amino acids. Gene Ontology annotation, molecular function: DNA-binding transcription factor activity, RNA polymerase II-specific; RNA polymerase II cis-regulatory region sequence-specific DNA binding; protein dimerization activity. The transcript has 6 exons.
CGCCGCGGUCAGCAUGCUGCGCGGACCCCGACCUCUGGCUCCCGCCGCCUUGCAGCUCCCCGAGGGGAUGACCGCCUUGAGCCCCCCGGAGCUGUGGUCGCCCGGCCUCAGCAGCCCCCAGCUCUGCCCGGCCACCACCACCUACUACGCCUCGCUGUACCCGCAGACGGCGCCUCUUGUCGUGGCCCCCAGCAGCUGUCUCGACGCCACCCCCCACCGACCCGAGGGCCAAGUGGUGCGCUGCGUGCCUGCUGGCCGGCUGCCGGCCAAAAGGAAGCUGGACCUGGAGGGCAUCGAGAGGCCUGCAGUCACUGAAUUCCGGACUCCCCUGGGGAAGUGCAUCCCAGUGGAUGGCCUGCCCAGUCCCAAAACUCCCGCAGAUGCUUUUCUUAACUUUCUAGUCCGCACACUGGCCUAUGUGACUUACCAGGACAUUCGUGCUGUGGGCACCUUUAAGGAGCAGACGGUGAUUGCUGUCAAGGCCCCUCCACAGACCAGGCUGGAAGUGCCCGACAGGGCUGAGGAGAGCCUGCAGAUAUAUCUGAAGAGCACCCAAGGGCCCAUAGAAGUCUACCUGUGCCCAGAGGAGGUACAGGAGCCUGACAGUCCAGCCAAGGAGCCCCUCCCCUCCACCUCUACCCUCAGCCCCAGCUCUGACUGUGCCCAGCCCAGUAGCAGUACCAACCCUGGGAUCUCGGAGCCAGCAGUGUCCUCAGCUCUAGCACUGACUCCUCAGCAAUCCCUGCCACCUGCAGCACCAUCCCUUGUCCCCUUGGAGGCCACCGACAGCAUGCUGGAGCUGCCACAGCCACUUCUGCAGCAGACCGAGGACCAGUUGCUGUCCCCAACCCUGGCCUGCAGCUCCCCUUUGAUUAGCUUCUCCCCGCCCUUGGACCAGGAGGACUACCUCUGGGGCCUGGAUGGGGGCGAGGGCAUCAGUGACCUCUUCGACUCCUAUGACCUUGGGGACCUGUUGAUCAACUGAGUGACCCUGUCUGUCCCCAGCAGACCCCCCCCCCACCUCUACCUCCUCACAGACUGACAGGGGACCUUGGACACAAGGUACUGCCCUCAGGGUAUGAGGUCUCCUCUCCUUUCCAACUUCCCUGGCAGAAGCCAGCUGGGCCAUGUGGAGAUGGGUGAGGAGCAUGUCAGGGGUUGGGGUCUUGUUCUUCCUCUUCUGACCUCUGACCUUUCACAUGAAGGACCACAGGUACAGGUGACCAUGUUCAGGGAAAGGCCCUGCCCCUCCUUUUGAGAGGCAAGUAGGGCCCUUGAUUUUCCAAGAAGCACUUAAUACCUUUGUAUUUAUUUCAGGUUGAAUUUUUUUAUGUUCUCCCUGAAUUUUAGCAGGGAGAUUGUUCUAGUUUCUAGCAAGCCUUCUCCUCAGACAGGCUCAUCUCUGCCCAACUGUCCAAGGGUAGAGCUGGGCUUCCAGAAGCGCAGCUCCCCACAGAGUGACAGCAGGGUCUGUGAAGGGGCCCGCCCAGUUUGCUAGAAUGUUAAUUGCACUUAGGCCUUAUAAUUCUAGUAUGUGCCAGGCCCUUUUUCCUUUCUAGAGCUCAGUCUGGCAUCUCCAGCGAAGUGUCAGCCUGGGAUCCCUGGUCUCCAUCCCAGAGGUUCUAGUAGUUUCCUUGGGGAAGGCAUCAUGUAGGUUCCUGUGGAGAUGGGAGCAUGUAGUUCAGGUGACUCCUGUCUGAUGGAAUUCCUUACCUCUCCCUUGCCUUAGAAUGUAAAAGCCCUCUGGGGACUUGCAGAGAGAGCUCCUGACAAAACCAGAUGUUCAGGGGCAUCCAUCUUGGCUGCAGAGGGCACCUUGCCCUUAUCCCUUAUUACAAGGUUGAGGUAAAAACAGGAAGUGCUUCCAGGAGCUGCUCCUGCUUUCUUGGGAGGACUUUUUUUUUCCUUUCUUUUUUGGCCACGGUUGAUUCUUUAAGGAUUCCCAGUCUACCUCCAAGCUCUCACACAGACCUCUGAGGACAGAGGUGACAGGGCUUUGGAGUGUGGAGAGCGUUAACAGAAAGUGUCUUCACUGCAAACCAGGCCUUGACAGUUAAUUAUGGGCUCGUGUUAACUUCUUUAGCUUUGGGGGUAUGGGCAGAUUCUUUAGUGUCACCCCUUUUCCACAGGGAAUGACCACCCAUAGUAUUCAGUACCCUUAGCCCAGCUGGGCCAGGGAUUCAGCUCUGCUCACCUUCUAGAGAGGCACCCAGGGGUGAGGGUCUAAGUGGCCUCUCACCUACCCUCAGGGAGCUGGGUUCCUCAGAGGCUCCAUUGGGCAGCACUUUCUUUUGUUUGUUUAUAGCAUUAAGUUGAUUUAAAAUAUGAAGUUGUCUGGUUGGGUUGAUCCUGGGCUGACUGGCUGACAUUUUGAAGUUUGGAAUGUGGGUUUUUGUUGGAGGUGUGGCCAUUUGGGAGCUGAUGUCCAACUGAGAAGGGUCAUGUAGCCCCCUCCUAGGAAUAGCCAGCAGCUCGAAGACGCUCCCACUUAAUUUCAUAUGCUUCAUAGAAAUGACUUUGUAGUCUCUUCACACACACUUGGGGGUCUCAUUAGAAGUCUACUUUGAAACCCAGAAUGCUGUUGGCUUUUGGGUGAGGAUGGGGCUGUUGGAAGGGAUCUGGUCUGGAGCAAGUGGGGUGUUACUGCUCCGGGGUUUCCAUUUCACUUUGAACCAACACAAAGCAGAGAUGCUUGGCUUUUAUACCUUGGACUCUGUCUGGAGAUGUCUUUGAACUUCAUUGGAAGAAAGGGAGAAGAGGCCUGCAGAACCCAUCUGGAAUAAGUUUUAAUGCUAAGUCUGGCUAAAUUUCAAGCUCUUUCCCCAAAGAUGCAACCAUAGGGCUGGACAGGGCCUUCAUGAACAGCUGUCUCCUCCAAACCCUCCCUGGCCACGGGGCCAGAUCCCCUAGAUUCAGCCUUUGCCUCAGGUCUCUUUCUUGACAGUGAUACAAGACCUCCCAGGUUCAUAGACUGCUAUAAAUAUACCAUUGUGAAUGGUGUUUCCUUUAGGGGUCAUGUGAACUUCAGUGUAGUAGAGAGAUGGUUUCUUCUUUCUAAGAGAAAUGAUUUCUACUGGGCAAUUUCGCAGCCCCAUUAGCAGCCCCCAAGUCACUUGUCCCCAGGGACACCAACUAGUAGCAUGAAGUUGUUAGCAGAGUUCAAAGUUUCUUAACAUCACUGAAGAUUCCAGAACAUGCCUUCUCCUUGGUGGCUCCUUCUCCUCCUCUUUCUCCCCAGUGUUGCCAUCAGCUAGUGUGGCUAUAGGCAAGGGGGAGAUGGGGAAACUUGCAAACUGGUUCGAGUUUGUUUCCCCUCCCCAUGUGGUCUCCACCUCCCUUUCCUUCCACACAGUGUUCAGUGUUGUAAUGAGUUUGGGUGUGCCAGCAUUGAGGUGUAUGUGGCUUAACGCAUUUGAAGUGAAAACCUUUGGGAUUGGUUGGAAACAGCUUUGUGAUUCUGUUGUAUCCAAAGGUCCCACUGUAUUGUGAGAACCUGUUCUUCUACAAGGCCCCCUCAGUAACCAUGGUGUCCAGUAGCCCAGACAGCCAGCUGGCUCCUGAAUGGGUGAGAUGAAGAAGCCUGGCACGAGUUAUUGGUCUCGAGGGUGAGGUGGCCCCAGGGGAACCUAGACUCUGUAUAGGGACCCCAUGUUGGCCAAACACCCAUAGUCUGGUUUCACUUUUAAGUCCUGCCUUGGUAAGCACCAGCUGGGCCUCCUCCUUGUGUUGUGAUACUUGGGCAUUAAAACCAUGGUAGCUCCUGUU